AUGAUGGAAAGAACUGUAGUGUUGGCACUCUGCUGGAUGUUAAUGCCUUUACCAUGCAUGCCACUCUAUCCAUCACUACGGUUUGGUCAGAGAGCUACGGCGAUUCUCAUGAGCUCCUCUGUGGAGAAUCCCCUGCAGCCCCCCACAGGCUACAGAUCCGCCCGGAGCCAGCAAGUAGAGUUCAGGACUGGAAGACAUGCUGAUGCAGUCUUCACCAACAGCUACAGAAAGGUUCUUGGUCAAAUAUCUGCUAGGAAGUUCCUACAAACAAUCAGGGGUAAAAGACUAAGACGCAGGCCAGAAUCUGAACAGUAUGUAAAACGCCAGGCGGACAUAUUUGAGGACACUUUCAAACAGGACCUGAUGUCUAUUGAAAGACAACACAGUUACAGCAAACACCAAAGAGGACUUUAACACACUAGUCUCCAGUGCAGCAAGCGUGAUCGUUGACACUAACGAUGAAGAACGUUAAGACUCAACAAAGAAAACAACCCCUAUACUGCUAAGUCUAUUUAAAGUCACGCAGCAUUUGCUUUC
Messenger RNA from Trichomycterus rosablanca, 537 nucleotides. RefSeq names its product growth hormone releasing hormone (gene ghrh). Gene Ontology annotation, biological process: adenylate cyclase-activating G protein-coupled receptor signaling pathway; positive regulation of growth hormone secretion; positive regulation of cell population proliferation. Lineage: Eukaryota; Metazoa; Chordata; Actinopteri; Siluriformes; Trichomycteridae. Gene Ontology annotation, molecular function: peptide hormone receptor binding; growth hormone-releasing hormone receptor binding; growth hormone-releasing hormone activity. The record is from RefSeq and is a predicted model, not a curated record. Bases 1 to 414 code for a protein of 137 amino acids. Gene Ontology annotation, cellular component: terminal bouton; extracellular region; perikaryon. The transcript is spliced from 5 exons.